Messenger RNA from Lactuca saligna, 2113 nucleotides. The record is from the annotation of a GenBank genome assembly. NCBI's taxonomy places the organism in Eukaryota, Viridiplantae, Streptophyta, Magnoliopsida, Asterales, Asteraceae.
CAUGAUUUGGAAGGAUCAAAACCUUUCUCUCUCUUCACAGCUGGCACUUGAUUUACACACACAACCCCCUCUCUUACAUUUAAAACCCUUUCCUCUCCAAAUUAAUAUGUGAGAUUCAUUCAUUCAUUCAUUCAUUUACACACACACACCCACCAUUGGCCAUUGGGAUUUUAAUGGUCGAUCACUGCAUAUCAACGACAAUGGUUGCGUCUCCUUCUCAUGCCUGUGUAGAAAAGAAGUAUUGGUGGCUAACCAACAAGAAGAUCGUUGAUAAGUAUGUGAAAGACGCAAGAACCCUGAUUUCGUCUCAGCAACAAACGGAUAUUGAAGCGGCGCUUAAUCUUCUUGAUGCAGCGCUUGCUUUAUCGCCAAGGUUUGAACUGGCUCUCGAGUUGAAAGCCAGAUCUCUUCUCUAUCUUAGAAGAUACAAGGAAGUCGCUGAUAUGCUUCAAGAUUACAUCCCUAGCCUGAAAAUGUCUUCCGACGAUUCAUCAACAUCCUCUUCUUCCUCCUCAUCGGUUUCAUCCGACAACAACUCCCAAUCACUAUCGAGAGAACGAGUCAAGUUAUUGUCCUCCGAUGGUGGCUCGCCGGACCAUUCUGUAACGUCGUUCAAGUGUUUCUCCGUCUCCGAUUUGAAGAAGAAGGUCAUGGCUGGCCUCGGUAAAAACUGCAAUAAAGAAGGUCAAUGGAGGUACUUGGUUCUUGGUCAAGCAUGUUGUCACCUUGGCCUAAUGGAAGACGCCAUGGCUCUUCUUCAGACCGGAAAACGCCUUGCCUCAGCCGCAUUCCGACGUGAAAGCAUCUGCUGGUCCGAUGACAGCUUUUCCUUCUCCGCCGAGAUAUUCACCGACGGCUACCAGCCACAGACGCCACCAAGAACAGAGUCGGAGAGCAUCUGUCACCUCCUGAGUCACGUCAAACUCCUCGUACGUCGCAAAACCGCAGCAAUCGCCGCCCUAGAAGCCGGUCUAUAUAACGAAGCCGUCAGACAUUUCUCGAAAAUAGUCGACGGUAGGCGUGGUGCCCCUCAAGGGUUCCUGGCGGAGUGCUACAUGCACCGUGCCUCCGCUUACCAAUCCUGUGGUCGGAUCGCUGAAGCCAUAGCCGACUGUAAUCGGACCUUAGCAUUAGAUCCAUCUUGUAUCGAAGCCCUAAGCACGAGAGCUUCACUUUUCGAAUCGAUUCAUUGUCUUCCAGAUUCUCUUCACGAUCUUGAACAUCUGAAACUAUUAUACAAUUCCAUACUCCGUGAUCGGAAACUACCUGGUCCGGCAUGGAAACGUCAAAACGUACGAUACCGUGAAAUUCCAGGUAAACUCUGUUCUCUCGGAUCCAAGAGUCAAGAACUGAAGCAGAGGAUUGCUUCAGGGGAAACAGGGAAUGUGGAUUACCAUUCUUUGAUCGGUUUGAGACGCGGUUGUUCCAGAUCGGAGUUGGAGCGAGCUCAUUUGUUACUCACCCUCCGUCACAAACCAGAUAAAUCCAAUAGUUUCAUCGAUAGGUGCGAGUUCGCUGAUGAACUUGAUAUAGAGUCCAUUAGAGAUCGAGCAAAGAUGUCUGCGUUGCUGCUAUACAGAUUGAUUCAAAGAGGGUAUAACAAUGUGAUGGGGAUGAUUUUAGAUGAAGAAGUUGCAGAGAAAGACAGGAAGAAGGCUUCAACUGCUGCUGCAACAUUACAACAGUAUGAUCCAUCAUCAUCAUCAUCAGUAGUUGAUUCAAUUAAAAUGGAGGAAAACAAGAAAACAGGAUCCGUAUAUCAAGGGGUGUUCUGUAGAGACCUUGCAGCGGUUGGGAAUCUGUUGUCACAAGCGGGAUUCAACCGGCCAAUUCCGGUAAAAUAUGAAGGUUUAAGCUGUUAGGAUUUAAUUAAAAGCAUAAACAAAUAAUCAAAAACCGGUUAAUGUAUAAAUUGUGGUUGUGGGAAGACGUAUUAUCAAGGGGAGGGAAGAUCGAAACAAAUUCAAAUAAACGAAGCUUGGUGGAAGUCAUUUUUGUACAAAAUGGGACAAGGGAAGGGAAGGGAAGGGGACUACUCUUAAUUAAUUUACGUUUUACAAAAAAAAAAAAAAAAAAAAAAAGGGUUGGAAAAUUUUGUCUGUUUGUAGUUUCC